UUAACAGUAGUCAGGCAGACAGUAGUCAGGCAGACAGGGAGGUGAGAGAAAAAUAGUUUGUCUGCCAUUGCUGUUGCCUGUCGCCGUGUCAGUUAGAAGUAACCACAGAUAAAAUAUCAGGAAGACAUCAUGAAGGUGGACGACAAGUUUCACAUUCUGAAAUUCUUCGCAGCAGUUUUCAACUCUGUUUUCUUGAUUCUGGGGCUCUGUAUCUUUGGAUGUGCGGUGUGGAUCUUGUUUGACAAAGACAAUUUCAUUGCUGUUCUCAGCUCUGUUGAGGUGAAGACUGUAGCUGGGGGACUGUUCAUCAUUGGUCUAGUGGUGGUUGGUGUCACUAUCCUGGGGUGUAUGGGAGCCCAACUGGAGAACAGGUGCUUCCUACUACUGUACAUGGGCUUCCUGAUCUGCCUCGUCCUUGGUCAGCUGUUUGUCACCUUCAUCGUUUUGUUAAAUCAUGGAAAGGUAUGUCCAGGACCAAGCAUUAAGCAUCUCAGAGAAAAUGGACUGUAUGGGCACUGCUGUGGUAUGCAGAGUCCUAAUGACUGGCAGAGCAACAUGUUCAUUAAGAACAACAGUCUGAUAGAGGUGUAUCCCUGUUCCUGUUUCAACACCACGGAUUGUCCUGCCAUCUCAGGAUUCAGCACACUGCUGUUUGGAAAUGGAAGUGAAACACAGAUCCAUCCACAGAGAUGUGUAGACAUAAUCACCAACUGGCUGAAGGAGAACACUUUGACAAUAGUGGGAAUGGAAGUGGGCCUGCUAAUCAGUCAGGUCCUCCAGUUUAUAGUGGCUGUGUAUCUGUACCAGACUGUUGGUCAGAAAGUCAAGCUGAGGAAUGUUAGUCAACUGAUUCUCUCUGAGGAACAUUGUGAACCAAACCCUGACUUCCUUGAUGACCCUGACUACCCUGACCAAAACCAUGCCUAUCCUGAACCAAACCAGGCCUACGCACAUACAAACCUUGCCUACCCUGAAGAAAUCCUUGCCUACCCUGAUGACCAACACCCGGCCUACUCCGGACCAAACCAUUCCUACCACCGCUAACCAGGACCAGAGUGUUUCUGUAUGACUGAAGACACUUUGGGCGCUAACAUUGAAUUGCUCAGUGGAGGCUGGUGAGAGGAUAUAUAGGAGGAUAGGCUCAUUGUAAUGGCUGGAAAGGAAUGAUUGGAACGGAGUCAAACGUGGUUUCCAUGUGUUUGAUACCAUUCCAUCAAUUCCAUUCCAGCCAUUACAAUGAGCCCGUCCUCCUGUAGCACCUCCCACCAGCCGCCACUGGAAUUGCUCAAAUUCUAAAAGCUCAGUUCAGCGCUUUCAGCCACACAGGCCUUCUACUAAAGAGGGUUUUCUGCUGACAAUGAGAACAAUCUUAGUUCAUUAGUUUCCAUUGUUUUUUUACUGUUUAUGGCUUAAUGACCUGAUCAGCCUUAACUGGUCAACCUCACCUUGUGUGAAUAGUUGUGUAUGGUACUGGUCAACCUCACCUUGUGUGAAUAGUUGUGUAUGGUACUGGUCAACCUCACCUUGUGUGAAU
Messenger RNA from Oncorhynchus kisutch (coho salmon), 1534 nucleotides. RefSeq names its product CD82 antigen-like. Bases 130 to 1044 code for a protein of 304 amino acids. The record is from RefSeq and is a predicted model, not a curated record. The transcript has 7 exons. NCBI's taxonomy places the organism in Eukaryota, Metazoa, Chordata, Actinopteri, Salmoniformes, Salmonidae. Gene Ontology annotation, cellular component: plasma membrane.